AUGGAACAUAAUGUUUAUGAAAAAGUACAAGAAUAUUUGGCAUUACUAAGUAAAAUCGAGCUCCUUACGUGUACUGUUGUUCAUAAUUCGUUUAAGAAAGUCAGAGAUCAAGCACAACAAUUGAGUCGAGAGUACAACAUGCAAUGUGUAUACCUCUUCUAUCCCGUGUUGAAGCAACAUGUUCAAUACCAAUUCGAAGCUUGUGACGGAGACGGUAUAGAUCACAUUACAGCGGAUCACGGUGGAGUGGUGACUAUACUUAGCCAAGAAGCGAAAAGGUGGGCUACACGAAUAAUUAGGGAGACGAAUAACAUCAAAGAAAACACUAGAAAACUACAAGUCUUCCAAGCUCUCAAGGAUUCUGGACAAAAGAACGACCCGAAUGAUCCAAAUGGAGCUGAUUUGGAAACUAAAAUAGAAUCUUUGAAAAACAGCAUUCGGAGAUCUGAAAUAGCCAAAGCUAAAGCUGAAUCUCGUAUUGAGUGUUUGAGAAAUGGAGAUGGAAAUGUUAAUGUCGAAGAAUGGCUAGCUGACAUGGGCGAUAUAAAUGCCGAACUUCAACGAUCGAAUAGUACAUCUUCAUUACCAAUUGAUGGAGGUACAACUAGUGCAAUGACAUCUGACUAUGAUAGUGAGGAUUACGGAGACGGACCUUCAGACAGUCCAGUACCAUCCGAUCAGCCACAGUCGUCGUCUCAAGAUGAAGAAGAUCGACCAGAUUCGGCAGAAAUUGAUAAAGAUUGGGCACUUGUGGAAAAAGAACGGCAACGUAUUGAACAAUUAACAGCUGGUUGGGACGAUCCGACUCAGGUAAAUUGGGAAGAAAAUCGUGACACUGAGGAAAAAACUAUGUAUCCUCAAACUGCUCCAGAAGAACCCGAAGGCCCCGUAUACAAAUGUACUGCGUUGUACAGCUAUACUGGUCAACAUCCUGAUGAGUUGAGCAUCGUUGAAAAUGAGCAGCUUGAAGUGUUUAGCGUAGACAGUGAUAAUUACGGUUGGUCAAAAGCCAGAAAUUACAAAGGUGAAGUAGGGUAUGUACCAUCUAAUUAUCUGGAUAUCGAACAAGAAACGUGUGAUCCGGAAACACACGACACCCCUACCACAUACCAACUUAGAUCGCAGAUUAGCUUCUCAUCGGUGGACUAUAUGGUCAACGAUGAAGCGGCAAAUCAAUCACAGCACUGCCAGUCUGACGAAGACAUUGAAGCUGAGGAACAAUCAUCAGAAAAAAGCAUCACUACAGUGUGGGAAAAGAAAGACGGAGGCAUCAUAGAGGUACCGUCAUAUUGUAUAGCCCUAUUCGAUUAUGACGGAAAUGAUCCCGAAGAACUGGGUAUGAAAGAAGGCCAAAUUAUUAAAGUGGUCGACAAGACUACACACGUAGACGAUGGGUGGUGGGUAGGCGAGUUGGGUAGCAUGAUGGGACAUUUUCCGUCGUGCCUAGUAAAAGAAUGUUAUGAGAACGGUGACCUAGUACCCACACCAACAUCUGAAAAUGGAGACAGUGAUUUUUCGAACGAAGAUCAUCCUGAGUUUGUAACAAGUGGUCCACCACCUCCACCACCACCAGUAUUUACACCACCCGAAUUACCACCAACACAUUUGUUCGCGACUCAAGUGAUUGUCACCCAACCUACACCAAUCGGUGAUCAUGGACCCCCUGGAAGUUUUGCUCCGGAAGUGCCACCGAAAUCGAAUGAAUUUUCUAUGGUGAUUACUCAAAAUCAACAAGAACAGUAUGAAACUCAAUUUACGGAGGAACCUUCUGAUACAGUAUCGGUAAACGUGCCCGGUGUACCACAACUAUUUAUAGAAAAUGAGGACGACUGUUCAGGACCUCCCGACGCUCCCCCUCCACCGGCGCCUGCACCCGCGUCCGACGGGCUGGGCGUCGCUCAAAUCGUCAUCACUGCUGCCACGCCAAUGAUGGAAGAACCGGAAAAGCCGUUCGGCGAAGAAUCGGCUACGGUUGAGGCCGAAGCUGAACCGCCCAGCCCAGAGGUCGUAUCGGAUUCGAAAUCGGAAGAGGAGCACCGUAUGAGCGUGGAUAGUGAUUACUUCCCGGCCACAAUACCGGAAGAAUCUGAAGAUGAUCUGAAGUUGCUUGAGACCGAUCAUCAUGCCGACACGGGUUUGCCGUCGGAGCUCGAACCCGGACAGCUGGCCAAACUUCACAAUCUUAAAGAGUCAAACGCUUAG
Messenger RNA from Macrosiphum euphorbiae (potato aphid), 2202 nucleotides. Lineage: Eukaryota; Metazoa; Arthropoda; Insecta; Hemiptera; Aphididae. The record is from the annotation of a GenBank genome assembly.